UGCCCUUCGUGACGCGUCUGACACCGUUGCUGUCAGUGACCAUUUUUGUGUGCACCUGGAGAACGUCACCGUGGAGGCCCGCGGUGGAGGUUUAACGGGCCCGGGAGGCACCUUAGGCCUACUCGGUGAAUCGCGAGUCGCCUCUAAUAUUCGAGGAUUUUUUGCUACCCGAAUCGGCAGCGCCCUACCAGAUACAGGAUGGCGAGAAUCAAUACUUGCACUACCAAAAAAAUUGUUAUCUGGUACGACCCGGGUGCACACAAAUUCCGUGGCAGCUGACGAAGAGGAAAAGCUACCUAAACUUCCACUUCCACCCCUUGAAAAUACUUUGAGAAAGUAUGAGAAGGCUUUGCAACCUUUGCUCAACGAGCAAGAAAAAGAACGACUUCGGAAAAUCAUCGAAGAUUUUGGUAAGCAAGGAGGACAUGGGUCUAAGCUGCAACUUUAUUUAGAAAACCGAAGGGAAAAACUAGAUAACUGGGCUUAUGAAUAUUGGUUGAACGACAUGUAUUUAAACUACAGAGAGCCAAUUCCGAUUAACUCCAACCCUGGUAUGGUAUUUCCUCCUAGAAAAUUCACGACUAUUUUGGAUGUAGCUAGAUUCGCUGCAAGACUUAUAGAUGCCGCUCUCGACCACAAAGAUAUUCUUAAUAGAAAAUCCUUACCAAUAGAAAAGGCUACUUCUAGGGAACCCGGACAACCUUUAUGUAUGGCACAGUUUUAUAGAAUAUUAGGAGCUUCCAGGUUACCUGGUAGAAAAAGGGAUUCGCAAUAUGUUUGUCCUAUACCAAAGACUGGAGAUCAAGUUUCUGAACAUAUCAUUGUUAUUUGUAGAAAUCAAUUAUAUUGUGUUCCUAUUCAAGCAUCGGAUAGAGGAAGAUUGAACGAAGACGAGAUUUGUUCUCAAUUUUUGUACAUCCUGGACGACGCACCGUGUCUGUGUAAUCCUCCUCCAAUAGGAUUAUUAACUGGUUGGAAGAGAACAUUGUGGGCCGAAGCGAGAGAAGAUCUUAUGAAUGAAGAAAGAAAUAAAAGAAAUUUAGACCUCAUCACCAAAUCAUUAUUAGUAGUGUGUUUAGACGAAGCUUUACCCAUAAACUUCAAUUGUAGACUACAAAAGGGAGGCAAAGGUCACACAACAGCUGGACGAGACGAAACCAAUCUAGCUCAUCAAAUGAUUCACGGAGGAGGUAGUACACACAAUUCUCCGAACCGAUGGUUCGAUAAAACAAUUCAACUCAUCAUAUCCGGAGAUGGUGCUUGUGGUCUAUGUUAUGAACACUCCAAUGCCGAAGGAAUUGCAGUUAUUCAAUUAGCCGAAAAGUUAUGGAAACACGCGGAUACUUUCACGUCACCUUCUGAGGUACCAGCAACUACCAGUAGUCAUCUACCUCCUCCGGAGCGCUUAGAGUGGAUACUAGAAGCUACCGAUCACAAACGUAUAGAAGAAGCAGGUUGUUAUUUGGAUAAUUUAGUUAAAGACCUCGAUUUUCAAGUUUUCAGAUUCACCGGCUACGGAAAAGAUUUUAUAAAAUCUUGUAAAGUUAGUCCCGACGUUUAUAUACAACUAGCUCUUCAACUAGCUUAUUAUAGAUUGUACGGAAAACUAACAGCUACUUACGAAAGUGCGUCUACAAGAAGAUUCAGGUUAGGAAGAGUGGAUUGUAUUAGAUCAGCCAGUCCGGAAGCUUUGGAAUGGGUUAAAGCUAUGUCACAGCCUAAAGAUGAUGAUGAGCAUGGAAAUAAAAAGGUUACUUUCCAUUUAGUCAGUGAUGAUAAGAAGAUUAUAUUAUGGACCGAAGCCGUUGCCGCCCAAACCACCGAAAUGGUGGAAAAUAUUCUAGGACAAGGUAUAGACAUACACAUUCUAGGCUUAAGAGAAGCCUCUAAAGAAACAUCACCAACAGCUGCUUCACCACUGCCAAAAUUUUUCACUGAUCCCUCAUAUAGGAUAGCUAAUAAGUUCCUUUUAUCCACAAGUCAAGUAGCUACCAAUACCAACAGCUUCAUGGGGUAUGGUCCUGUCGAACCGGAUGGUUAUGGGGCUUCCUACAACCCUAAGAACGAUAGCAUCAUCUUCUGCUUAUCUGCUUUCUGGUCUUCGGAGGUAACUAGUACGAGUAGAUUCGCGCAAUCGCUUGAAGAGAGCUUAAAUAUAAUGCAAACUCUUUUGACUAGACCUAAGUGAAAGAUGAAUGAAAGCGUUGAGUAAAUGAUUUGAUGCUCUUCCGGAUUGGAAGUUAAAUGCAAUGAUGAUAAGUUGAAGUAUUUAUUGUUACGAAUUGAUAUUAUACAGUAAGUUUUAAAUUAACAGUUGAUAUUAACUACAAGUUAUUUAAGAGAUAUAUUUCUUGUUGUAGUGCUGUAGGGGAGAGUUAAAAAUGCUCCACAAAAACACGGAUAUUAUUUGAACAUUUCAAAAUUCAUGAGAGAAGCUGUUAGUUCCGUUUGUUUUUCUCAUUUAUCAUGACUCGAGCACUGUAGUGUUGAGUAUAUGUGCCACUUCAUCAAGUAACAAUUAAACAGGGUGUUCCGAGACUUGAUGUAAAAACUUCGGGAGUGAGUGACAUAACAAACCUUGUUUCUGAUUUGUAGGCUUUUAAAUUUGCAAAAUCAGAAUUUAUAUUUAAGUAUAUUUUCUAAAUUAAACAUUCGAACAUUGUGACUUUUCAAUUGAUGCUUACGUAUGUCAUGUCUUUUUAGAGUGUUUCAUGGAAUGAAUAAUUCUACACUAUUAUCUGAAUGCCAAAGGCAGCUCAUGCCCAAUUAACAAUCCGUAACUUUUAAGAUAGUUCUUAUUUCACAACUUUAAAAGCCUAUAACUCAGAUACUAAGGGUCGUUUCAUGUCACAGUAGCAUCAUCUACUCACUCCCAAAUUUUUUGCAUCAAGUACCGGAACAAAUUUCUACGAAUAACUAUAAUAUUUCUUAUUGACUGUUUGUGCGGAGUUGUGGUAAUGACAACAAUUAAUAUAACAUCAAGAUUUCAUUAAUCAUAAAAUACUUUCGUUAGAUCGAGAUGAUGAUCCUAAGUUACGAGACUGAUAGACUUGAUAACGAUAACUUAUUUUCACGUUCUAAUCAUAACAAUGUUGAUACCCAGCAUCGGAAUGCUGGUACUUUAAACAUUGUCCAUUAUCGCAGUAAAUAAACUGCAAGUUCUAGGAAAAACAUUAAACCAUUAGGAAUAUGCAACUUCUAAAAACUGUUUGAUGCACCAACAAUCACAACUGCUUUGUUUUAUCCGCGUUUGAAUAAGUAAUAGAGACCAAAAAGAACCUCCUUGUGGAUGUACACAAGAAAAAACGCGGUAAAAGUUUCAUCGCGACAUACAUUAAAUACUUGUAAUAUGCCAUUCGGCGUGUUACGUUUUCCUUGAAAUAUUUUGAAGAUUCCUUUGUUCACGUAUUAUUGCACAGUAGUCACUUCGGAUUUAUUUAUUCUAACGUUCAAGUUUGCAAAUAAAUUAAUUUAUUAUCGACUUCCCACUCCAUUGGAAUCAAUUUCGAGGUUGUAUUGAGUUUAGCCUUAGAAAGGACAUGUCUUGUUAUAUUUAUAUUGUUUUCUCUUAUAUUUCUUUAUGUAGUAAGUAUGUGUAAGAACAUAUUUUCUCAAAUUUUUUCGAAUAUUAAUAUUUUUCGAGUUAUUACCAGAAAACUAAAUACCAUUACUUCCAUUUAUUUUGUUAAUAACAUUUUCAAUUUUUACCUGCAUGAAAAUCCCUCAAAAACAUUUUUCUAGAAGUGAUUCAGAAACCAAUGAGCCAUAGCUAAUAUUUUUUAGACUUUUAUCUAUAUUUUUCACGUUUUUGAACGUCUUGACUAGACUAACAGCCGCGCGGAGCCCUAUUUUCAACAUCAAGAUAUAAUUAUAAAUAAUGGAGAUACAGCUCUGAGAUUCCAGACUUUUUAUAGAAAAUUUCCUCCUCGUUAACGAGCUUCUCUCAAAAUUUUUUGAAUAUUAAUAUUUUUCGAAUUAUUACCAAAAACCUGAAUACCAUUUUUCCCAUAUAUUUUGUUAAUCACAUUUGUAAUUUUUCACCUGCAUCAAAAUUCUUCUUAAAAACCUUUUUAUAGAGAUGAUUCUGAAUCCAAAGAGUUAACACUCAUAUUUUUAGGACCUUUAUCUAUAUUUUUCACGUUUUUGAACUUCUUGACUAGACUAAUAUAACUAGCAAUUCUUCUCAUACUUUAAAUUCAAUAUUACUAGAAAAAGUGAAUUUUUUAAGUCCAAAAUUAAGAACAAGGGACUGUUUGUUGUUAGAAGUAAAAGAACUUAUUUUAUUGUUAGAUUUAUGAAUAUGGUUUAUAAUAUUUACAACUGUUUGUGUUCAACGGUUCAAAUGAAAUUUUGAUAUGGAUGAAAUUAUAUAAAAUUUUAUCUUAAAGUAGAAAAAGUAUGUGUUUGUUGUAUAUUGUUGAAUUGUUGUUUAACUUUCAGAUUUAUAUUUUUACGUUUCAAAUAACAAUCCACAUUUUACACAUUUGAACUCAUCGAAUAAUUGAAAAAUAACUAGAAAUGAUUCUUCUCAGUCUUCAAUAAUUAAAUUCGUAUACAAUUUGAUUGAUUAAUGUGGCUCCUUUGUCAUUUGAAGUAUCAAUUGGAAGGAUUCACAUUCUAAAAUUAUUUAAAAUAUUACUAUGUCAUAUCAAAGUUACUUUUUUUUAAAUUUAACCCUGAAUUUACCAAACAGCAAUUAUAAAAGGUCAUUGUUUGACAAAUAAAUAAUUCCCGAUUCACAAUUAAUUGUUAAAUAUUUAAAUAUAGGUAGGUAAUCAUUGUUUUGCACAGAAAAAUCGAAAUAUAUCAAACAAAUAUAUUGGUAGUACUUUGAUAAUCACAUAAAAUACAUUUGAGAAAACCGAAAAAAUAAUGUAAUAGUAUUUUUAUUCACCCUGUACCAAAUACAAUUAAGAUUAACCGGAAAAAUAAUUUUCUGAAAUUUUUAAAAUACAACAACUGUACUUUUUUAUCAUUGGCAGCUUUCUCGUUCUUAUGAAUGUGAACCAUUUCUAAAAAUUCCUUUUUGCCUAUAUUCCGUUACAUUAUUUUUUGAUUCUUCAUGAAUUAAUUUAUGUUUUUCCAAUUUUUUGUUGCUCGUUAAUGCACUUUUAUUUUUUUUAUCGUAUUGAUGACCUUUUAGUCCAUUUUAUAAAUACUGAGAUGUCUGUCCUAUGUAGACAGCGUCAGAACCUUUACAAUGUGUUUUCGUUAGAUGUAUUUUCUUUAUACAAAAUAUUCCUAUUGUGAAAAAUAUAUUGAUAAAAAACUAAUUUUAAAACAAGAGACAUAAGAUUAAGACGAUUUAGAAACAUAAAAAUGUAACUUUGAUAUUCCGGAACCCGAUUUAAGAUUGUAAAUAAUAUUAAAUUUUAGAAACUAAUGAUGGAUAUGAUCCCAAAAACUUUCUAGUUGAUAUCUAAAAGGACAAAGGAAGCAGGAGCUUAACAUACUAAUCAAUCACCCUGUAUGUUAUACGUUUUCGUAUGGUUGUUGACUAUGUAUCAUCCAUAAAUUCUUGUCAACCAGUUUAAGUAAACCCGAUAUGGUUUAGAUCUGUUUUAAUGAUUUGUAAGAUUGAUUAAAGAUGAAGAAUGAUGAUCAGAAAAAUUCAUUGUAUUAAUUAUAUCAAAAAAGUAAUUAGUUUGUAGUUAUUUUUUCAUAAAGAUUUAUGCAAUAAAUUGUAUCCUCAAAUGUUCAAAAUAUGGACUAUUGUAUUUAUUAAAUAUUUAUAUCGAUUGUUGUAAUUACAUUUAAAUAUUAUCAAAGUUUCGGUUAUGAAUGGGUUGUUACAAAAUUUUCGUUAAUAUUUUCUCUAGUUUGAGUUAGUUUUCACACAGUUUUGUUGUAACAACUUUUAAAUAACUAUUAUUAACCCACGUGUACCGAAUGAAACUAAUACAUAUCACUAAUAUUUAAGUAUUAGAAACGAACAUGUAGAAUCUAGUAGAAAAUACACCAAGUGGCAAGAUAGUUUCGGAAACCACUUCUAAAUUUUAGGCAAACACAUGAAUUGGGCAAUACUUUUUUCAUUCAUUAAGUCUUUGUUCAUUUCUAUUCAAUAAUAUUAACCAGAAAAUGAAAAAACUCAUAUAAGUAAAUAAUAGUGUUGACCUCCAAAGUAAUUUGAAAGAUUUCUUAAAUUUGAUGCAAUCAUAACUGAGAAAAUUAUUUUUUAAGGUGUAAUAUUUUGAUAAUGUGGCGUAUUCUUCAGAAUGUAUUUUUCAAUAUAGUUUACAAUUAAAUUGAAUGUUCAAAAUGACAUUUUUGGAUUUUGGAAUUCUCGUACAACAUUUUGUAUAACCUCAGGUGUUUUUUUAUUAAUUUCUUCCGUUAUCCUAACUUCUAAAUCAGCAUUAUUGUCUGCUCUAUCGAAAUAUACCUUAGGUUUUAAAUAGUCCCAUAAGAAGUAAUCACGAGGAGUCAAAUCGGGGGAUCUAGCCGUCCAAUAGAUCGAUCCACGUCUUCUAAUCCAUUUAAAAAAACCUCGUUUAAAUAAUGUCUUACUGAUGAUUUACAUCAGGAAAAAGUCUUUGUAUUGCGCCAAUAAUUCCAUUGUUAAUGAUACCAGCCCAAAAGUCAAUUUUUUAGGAUAUUUAGUGUGAGUCUCACACAUCCAGUGAGGAUUUUCUGUACUUCAAUAUCUACAGUUCUGUUUGCUAACUUUUCCGUUUAAAUGAAACGUCGAUUCAUCAGAAAAAACAAUUUUGUUUAUAAACUGCAAAUCUGCGUUUAUUCUUUCCAUCAUUAAUUCACAGAAUUCUUGCCUUCUAUCGGGAACAUCUUCAACCAACUGAACUUUGUAAGGGUGGUAUUUUUCUCUAUGCAAAACUCUCAAAAUAGAUGAUUCACUUACAUCUUUGUCGGCGACAACUUCUCGAGUUGUCUUAUGCGAAUUUUCCUCAAUCUCAAGACUUUGUUUGAUCAGUAAAUUGAAUUCUACCUGAUUUCAUAAAUAAAUAAAUUCUAAAUAUUAUAUACCAUAAUUAUCUUCAAUCUACGUUUUGUGAUAGACAUUAUCAAAAUUUUACAUCUUACAAAUCAAUUUUUUCAGUUAAAAAACGUUAUCCUGAAUAGAGGACUAAAAUCCCUUUCCAACAGGGUGUCACACGAUCCCCUUUCUUAUUUAAAAUUUUGGAGGGGGCGCUUGUAAAUCAGAGAGAAAGCUGGAUGGAGAUAAUAUUGUAAAUUGCCAAUUUAAGAAUAAAAAUCGACCACCUAGUACAUAAUAAUGCUAUAAUUGAAUUUAUUGUACAUAUUUUGAAGACAGUGCCGUCUCUAUAAGAUAUUUAAUUAUGAAGUGGACAUACUUCAACCGAUUAGAAGUAAAUUGAAGAUUUGUCUAAAAUUUUGAAAUAAUUUAUCGAAUAGGUUCAUUUCAUAUGAGAUAAUUUUGUAUAUAAAAAAUUGGUUCAGAAACAAUGAAAAAGUCCAUCAUUGUUUUUCAUAUUUAAAUAAUAUUUUAUCUGAGCUAGGAUGUAUACGUCGAUAAAAUACAAUUUUUGGAGAAGUAUAGAAUAAUGGCUGUUGGUUGAAUCAUUUAAUACGAAGUCCUGAAAAGAAUAUGACAAAAUUCAAUUAUCAUUUAAAAAUUAGCUUUUCAAAUAUAUUGAAAUCUAUAAUAAUUUGCAGAGCAAAUCAAUAAAUAUUACGUAAAAAUGAGGGAAUAUUAAGGAGGUUUCAAGAAAGGAAGAUGAACAGUAUCAGAUAUUUACCCUCAAAACUAAUGGAUAAAAGUUAUAAGCUAAAUCAAGACGUUUCAGUUAUGUUUAUAGAUUUUAAGUAGGCUUAUGACACAGUAGAUAGCAAUGAAAUGUAUGUUGCCCCCAAGAUAACUUACACAGUGGAGUAGCAAUUUAUGAAAUUAUAUCAGAUAAAUUUGGGGUUGAAAAGGGAUUAAAACAAAGAAAUCCAGUGGUUUUUAAUCUAGCGUUAGAAAAAAUUUGACGAGAUAAUAAAAUAUAAACAGAAUAUACAGAAGAUUUAGCUAGUAAACUAGAAACAAUUGCAAAAGAUUGGAGAUUAAGAAUAAACCAAGAGAAUAUAUGAUGUAAAUACAGAAUAUUAUAAGUAGGAAGGAAUAUAUAGAGAAAAAACCUGGAAACAACACUGUCAAAUGAAAAUGAAAAGAGUUGACUGAAAUAGAAAUAAAUGUAAAGCCGUUGCAUCGUUAAAGAGUUGAUUAGAUCAAAAGAAUUAUCCAGAGUAGUCAAAAUUAGAAUAUACUGAACAUUAAGUUUAAGAAGAAACAAAACUGGUUAUAUGAGAAAGGAAAAUUUUUGGAUGAAUAAGAAUAAAUAAAGAACGGAGAAGAAUUAUGGAAGGAAAAAGUGGUUAGAACAGAAUUGGGGUGCAAAAGAACAGAAUUGCAAACUGUGGAGAGGAAUUGUGGAAUCAGUUGAAAUAUUUAUUCAUAUAAGAACAAUUGGAUCAUUUGGUUCGCAUGUCUUUUGAAAGAUUCAAUCAUCAUCCUAACAGAAUAAUACUAUAAUAAUAAUAAUAAAUACUAUCAAAUAAUUUGCACCCUCCAAAACAGCAAAAAUACCGUGCUCUUGAAAAACUUCAAUUAUUGUCAGAAAAGUGUUUAGAUCAAGGAAUAAAUAGCUUUGGUUUGAUUUGUACUAUCUAAAAGUGUAAAAUCAAGUAAAAUUAUUAAUUAUUAAAUUAUUCAUACCCGAACGUGCUGGGGUCAAUUGAGCCAUUAUGAAAUUGGUUUCCUCAGCUUCCAAAUGAUUGUUGAAAUAUUUCUCUUCAUCUGGAAUAAAGAUCAAUAGAGAAGAAUAUACAGUCUGAUACACCAGCUAAUAUUUUUUAUAAUAACUUACUAAUCUAGUAUAUUCGUUGAGAAUAAAGAAGUAAUGCAUUAUCACUAAGAAAUCAGUUACCAGAAGAUAAAUGACAACGACAUCUAGGUGUAGUUACCAUAGAAAUGUAGAUACUGUGAUAAUGUGGAUACUUGAAUAUCGGAAUAAAUGAGGUGGAAAUUCAUGGUGUUGUAUCUAUUCUUUCCAAUAGAAACUCGAGAAUGAAAAUGCAUCAAAUUUUAAUGAAUGAUUUCGCAGUUUCAUAAGUAUCUGAUAAAUUGAAUCAAACAUUUCAGCACAAAUAAACUGAAAUAAAUAUAUAAGUUCGUAAUAUCUGUCACCAUAUUCUUUUCAAAUUAUCUACGACUUUUAAAAAUGGUCCAAAUUGCCACUAAUAAUUGAGAUUCUCCAAAAAUAAUAAUAGUUCGAUUAAAUUAUUUAUCGCAUCGAGUAUACUUCUUGGUUUGAUAAUAUGAAUAUAAUAAACAAAUUUUUUGUAUCAUUUUUUGCUUCUGUGGGAUCUCAAAAGCUCUAAUUAUGUUUUUAUUAAAGCUUAAUAACAAUACUCAAUCUUCACUAUUACUUUUAGUUUUGAACGACAGUAAUAAAAAUUUAUCUUCUGUAAAAUUUUACAGAAGUAAUUAAUCUUUGAAAGGUUGAUGAUAAAAGCAGGUAUAAUUUCGAAAAACCAUAUGAAAUCCUUGGCAUUUAUUCCCUUCAACUCUGGCAAAUGAUCCCAAGCACUCCACAACUAUGAGGUAUUAAGGUAGAGUGCAUUCAAAAAAGUGGAAAAUCACUUGCAUUUGGUUAUUUCUAUUUUGGUAAAUAAUCUCAAAUUCUCCACAAAAAGCUAUAAUAUAAAUAGAAUAAUCUCAAGCCUUCUAUAUAACAGUAAUUAUCUAUGAUGUUUAUUUAUUGAAUUCUGGCAAAUAAUCUCAAGAUCUUCUGCAAAAAGAGCGAAGAUAAACUGGUUUCAAAGAAGUGGUAGUCAUCCUUAUGGUACAUCAAAUAUACCCACAAUCAUCAUGCCAAAAAGCCAAGAAUACAGUCUUGAAAAUACUGAGAAAUAUUGUACAUUUAUACAUAUAAAUUGCCUUACAACAAGUGGAAUCGCAUCGACAUUAUAAACUCACUUCCCCGGCAGGAGACUCUUCCUGAGGUAGUGGUAUUUGGUAUCUUAUAGUAUAUAAAAAAUUAGUACUCAUAUGGGGUGAACAAUAAAUAUUAAAUUGGACGCAACAAGCUUUUCGACGCUAGAAGUAACUAAAAAAAGGCCAAAUCGCAUGUUACACAUUCAUUUUCUAAGCUCUGGAAAUCAAUUCCAAACUUUCCAAAUAAAAGAACCUUGAAAGAAUUGGAAAAUGUUUGGUAUUUAGACCCUAAAGUAUGGCAAAAAUAUCUUAUUCUCCACGCAAAAAAUGUUGCAGAAAUUAUGUACAUAUAAUACAUACAAAUUUGCCUAAAAAGAGCCCUUCACAUAAAAUAUUGCGAGGGCAUGAAAAUUGGCCUGACAAGAGUGGAGAAUAAUUAGUAUUAUUUCAGGGUUAUAUUUGUAAAUGAUCUCAUCAAACCCUCCUUAUAAGAGAGUCAAGUGAACUGCCUCAAAGUCUGGAAAUUCUCCACGAGUAGAAGCCAAUAAAAUUUACCAUAAAGCUGGUGGUAAAUCAUUGGUAUUUAUUCAAUAAACUGUGGCAACUAAGCCCAAACUUUCCGCCAUCAUUCUCUGCCUUGAAAAACGUGGAAAAUCAUAAGAAUUUAUAUAUCUCCAUUCUGGAAAACUGUAAUAAACUUUACAUGUGCAAAAGCUUAGAUUUACUGCCUUGAAAAAAGUCAGAAAUCAUUGGCCUUGACUUGAUUUGAUCUGGAAAAUAAAUCCAAAUUAUUCCCAAAUAAGAACCUUGAAAGAGGUUUAAAUAAAUUGGUAUUCACUCUGAAGAACCAUAUUAAAUUAGGCACAUAAAAUAGUUAAGAUAAACUGUCAUGGAUGAAGUAGAAGAGCUUGGGAUUUAUAUUAAGGCAUUUUGGUAUACAAUCAUGAAUUUUGGACAUGCAAGAAACAAAAUAACCUGCUUCAAUAUCUUUGAAUAUAUUAGCUUGAGACAUUGAAACGACAAAACACAUUUGUUGAUUGAAUAAUUGUUAAUCUACUAUUUUCAAUAUUUAAUCUUUAUUAUCAUUUAUUGAAAUGAAUUUUGAAUUACAUUUCAUCGUGAUUUUGAAGUGAAAUAAUUGGUUGUUAGCUUGGGGAUCCCGAAUGUAUAUUUUUAUGAUAUAAAUGUGUAGAUGUACGUAGUUUAGCAAGUAGUUACUGUACAUAGAUUAGAGAAUUCGUGUACUAGCAAUAUCAACAUAUGUAAUUAUACUUUUUUCCCAAAA
Diorhabda sublineata is the source of this 11180-nucleotide messenger RNA. RefSeq names its product choline O-acetyltransferase. The record is from RefSeq and is a predicted model, not a curated record. Gene Ontology annotation, biological process: neuromuscular synaptic transmission; acetylcholine biosynthetic process. Gene Ontology annotation, molecular function: choline O-acetyltransferase activity. NCBI's taxonomy places the organism in Eukaryota, Metazoa, Arthropoda, Insecta, Coleoptera, Chrysomelidae. The transcript is spliced from 8 exons. The coding region runs from base 506 to 2188 and encodes 560 amino acids. Gene Ontology annotation, cellular component: neuron projection; cytoplasm.